AUGGGAGGUGAUGAUGGCAGGAAGAGAAAUAGAGUUGAGAUGUCUAAUUUAAGCAGUCUUCAUGAAGCGUGGUUUGCUAAUGAAGAUGCAGUUGGUACAGCUGUUGGCAUGUUGGAUAAUACCAAUAUCAAGCCACCAAAAGAUGGAGAGGAAACAUGCAUUAGAACAUGUAUCAAUGAUACUCCUGAUCGUUUUACUUUCAGACGCCCAAUUCCAUCUUGUGAUGCUACUGUGCAACACCUAUUUUUUAGGACUGGAAUGGAUGGAAAUCAAAUGUUUAGUGAUGAUGAUCAAGCUGCCUCAUCUUCAAGGGAGGAAUCAAAUACUGAAGAAAGGAUAGCUUCUUUGGCGAGCGCGCCCAAAACUCAUAUUGGGUUUCCUUUCAAAAACGAUCUUUCUUCAAUGGCAGGUGAAAACGCAGCGUCUCAUAGAAGAGACCCGAUCAAGAAUACAGUUGGGAAUGCUGCUGUACAAAGGAGAAGACAACAUGCUGUUUCAGUGGCGAAAGAAAGAAGAGAAGCGAUGUUCAGAACCAAGCGAUUAUGUACAGAAGUAGUUAGCAACGACAUGGAUGUCGCCAUCCAUGGCGACAUGAUGAUUGAAGAGGAGCCAUCAAUUCUAACGGCUCAAACGCUUUCUGCUGUUGAAGAACUAAAGCUUGCAAUUUCUUCAAAGGGAAAGGACACAGUUCAAAAGAAGGUGAAUGCUCUUCGUGAACUAAGACGAUUGUUAUCAAGAUCCGAGUUUCCUUUUGUUGAAAUUGCUCUUAAAUCUGGAGCAAUACCUUUACUUUCUCAAUGUCUUUCAUUUGGCUCACAAGAUGAACAAUUGCUUGAAGCAGCAUGGUGUCUUACAAACAUAGCUGCAGGAAAACCAGAAGAAACAAAAGCUUUGGUCCCAACAUUACCAUUACUAAUUGCUCAUCUUGGAGAUAAAAGUUCAUUAUGUGUAGCUGAACAAUGUGCAUGGGCAUUAGGAAAUGUUGCUGGAGAAAGUGAGGAAUUGAGAGAUCUUCUUCUUUCACAAGGAGCUUUAAUUCCUCUUGCAAAAAUGAUAUUUCCAGACAAGGGUACAACAGUCAGAACAGCUUCUUGGGCUUUAUCAAAUCUAAUCAAGGGACCACACCCAGAGGCUGCAACAGAAUUUAUAAAAAUUGAUGGAGUUGUGGAUGCUAUUCUUCGACACUUGAAGAAAUCGGAUGUUGAAUUAGCAACUGAAGUAGCAUGGGUGGUUGUGUAUUUAUCAGCUAUUUCAGAUGUUGCAAUAAAUGUGUUAAUGAACACUGAAAUUGUUCAAGUUCUUGUUGAUCGAUUAGCUUCCUCAAAUACUUUGCAAUCACUCAUUCCGUUGCUGAGGAGUUUAGGUAAUCUCAUGGCUGGUGAUGCUUACACCACCAAUAUUCUUCUUGAUCCUGGACAUGAAACCACAGAUAGUAUUAUCCGUUCAUUAAGCAAAUGUUUGAAAAGCGAGCAUCGUUUCUUGAAAAAGGAGGCGACAUGGGUGCUAUCAAACAUAGCUGCAGGAUCAGUUGCACACAAGCAACUAAUAUGUAAAAGUGAAGCAGUUUCAUUGUUAUUAGAGCUUCUUGUUACAUCACCAUUUGAUAUCAAAAAAGAAGUUGCAUACGUUUUGGGAAAUUUAUGUGUUGCUCCAAAUGAUGACAAUGAUGAUGAUAAUGGAUCCGGGAUUCCAUUUUUAUUAUUGGAUCAUUUGAUUUCAUUUGUUAGAAAUGGAUGCCUUUGUGGCUUCAUUGAUCUUGUUAAAUCAUCUGAUCUUGAAGCUGCAAGACUUGGACUCCAUUUCAUCGAAUUGGUGUUGAGAGGGAUGCCGAAUGGUGAGGGACAAAAACUAGUUGAAAGAGCGGAUGGGAUUGAUGCAAUGGAAAGGUUUCAAUUUCAUGAAAAUGAUGAGCUUAGAGUGAUGGCUAAUCUUUUAGUUGAUAGUUAUUUUGGAGAGAUGUAUGGGGUUGAUGAGUAGAAAAAAAGAUAUAUGGGUCAAGUGUGUGUUUAUGUGUGUGUGUGUGUGUGUGUUAAGUUUGUGAUUGGAUACUAACGCAUAGGUUAACCGUUAAUGGUUGAAUAUAAUGUUGAUUUUGGGUACAUAUUGAUGAUUGUGUUUGGAGACAUGUAAGGUGUCAAAUGUGUUAAAUAUUAUAUAACAUGAUAUGAAGGUUGCU
Molecule: messenger RNA, 2176 nt
Organism: Lactuca saligna
Lineage: Eukaryota; Viridiplantae; Streptophyta; Magnoliopsida; Asterales; Asteraceae
Source: the annotation of a GenBank genome assembly